This is a messenger RNA of Penaeus vannamei (Pacific white shrimp), 741 nucleotides long. NCBI's taxonomy places the organism in Eukaryota, Metazoa, Arthropoda, Malacostraca, Decapoda, Penaeidae. The record is from RefSeq and is a predicted model, not a curated record.
AUGAACCUGAACAAGCAGCGUCCAAAGCUGUACAAGUUCAACCUGAAUAACCAGCGUUCGAAGCUGUGCAGGUUCAAGAAGAGUUGCCAGAGUAUGAACCUGAACAACCAGCCGUUCGAAGCUGUGCAGGUUCAAGAAGAGUUGCCAGAGUAUGUACCUGAACAAGCAGCGUCCGAAGCUGUACAGGUUCAAGAAGAGUUGCCAGAGUAUGUACCUGAACAAGCAGCAUCCAAAGCUGUACAAGUUCAACCUGAACAACCAGCGUUCGAAGCUAUUCAGGUUCUAGAAUGGUUGCCAGUGUAUGAACAACCAGCGUUCGUAGCUACUCCGGUUCUAGAAGAGUUGCCAGUGUAUGAACAACCAGCGUUCGAAGCUAUUCAGGUUCUAGAAUGGUUGCCAGUGUAUGAACAACCAGCGUUCGUAGCUAUUCCGGUUCUAGAAGAGUUGCCAGUGUAUGAACAACCAGCGUUCGAAGCUAUUCCGGUUCUAGAAGAGUUGCCAGUGUAUGAACAACCAGCGUUCGAAGCUAUUCCGGUUCCAGAAGAGUUGCCAGUGUAUGAACAACCAGCGUUCGAAGCUAUUCCGGUUCCAGAAGAGUUGCCAGUGUAUGAACCACCAGUGCUUGAGCCUUGAGGCAACAGUGAGCUACGGCAUUCUACGUUAAUGUGCAUGCACAAUGUACCUUGAUAACUCCCUGGAAGAAAUAAGGGCUUGAUAACAUUCGCUGAAAAUGACGCGUUC